GCAGUUGGUUUUAUUUUUGGUUUUUUGUCAAACAGAAAGAAAGAAAGAAAAGGCUCGAGCUCGAUCGAUCGAUCCGAGUCCUCUUCUCUUUAUAGGCAGCCAUCAAGAACUACCUCCAGCAUUAAGCAAGGAAACAGUGAGUGUGAGAGUAGUGGUAAGAGCCCAUGAUGCCGCCGCCCUUCCGAUCUCUCCUCCUCAUCGUCCUUCCCCUCGCCCUCCUCCUCCUCCUCGCCUCCGCCUCCGACGACGACCUCGACUACCUCAUCGACAACGCCGACGACAUCCCUGCCAACGACCCCGACGGCUGGCUCCAAGAAGGCUCCCCCGACGACGACGACGAUGACGACGACCUCUUUCACCAUGACCAUGACCUGCCGCCCGUCGACGAGACCCACGUCGUCCUCCUCUCCGCCGCCAACUUCUCCGACUUCCUCGCCUCCCGCCGCCACGUCAUGGUCGAGUUCUACGCCCCCUGGUGCGCCCAUUGCCAGGCGCUCGCCCCGGACUACGCCGCCGCCGCCGCCGACCUUGCCCCUCUCGCCCAUGAAGUCGCCCUGGCCAAGGUCGAUGCCACCGAGGACACUGAUCUCGCCCAAAAGUACGACGUACAGGGAUUCCCCACCAUCCUCUUCUUCAUCGACGGCGUUCCCAAGGACUACAACGGCGCAAGAACCAAGGAAGCCAUCGUAUCGUGGAUCAACAAGAAGCUAGGUCCCGGGGUGCACAACAUCACCACCGUCGACGAGGCAGAGAAGAUACUUACCGGGGAGGACAAGGCCGUUCUUGCCUUCCUCGACUCCCUAUUGGGUCCUCACAGUAACGAGAUUACUGCUGCUUCGAGGCUGGAAGAUGCUGUCAGCUUUUACCAGACUUCUAAUCCUGAUGUUGCUAAGCUUUUUCACAUUGACCCAGCGGCCAACCGCCCGUCCCUAGUCUUUCUCAAGAAACAAGAGGAGGAGAAGUUGACCUUCUAUGAUGGGCAGUUCAAAGCAUCUGCAAUUGCCGAUUUUGUAUCCGCAAACAAGCUUCCUUUGGUCAUCACCCUCACACAGGAAACCGCGCCUUCCAUUUUUGACAAUCCAAUCAAGAAGCAGAUUUUACUAUUUGUUGUUGCAAAUGAAUCAUCGAGAUUUCUUCCCACCUUUAAGGAAGCAGCAAAAUCAUUCAAGGGGAAGCUUUUAUUUGUAUUUGUGGAGCGUGACAACGAGGAAGUAGGUGAACCAGUUGCCAACUACUUUGGUAUCACUGGACAAGAGACCACAGUUCUUGCUUACACUGGGAAUGAAGAUGCUAGGAAAUUUUUCCUUGAUGGUGAAAUGUCGGUAGAGAAUAUUAAGAGAUUUGCUGAGGAUUUCUUGGAGGAAAAGCUGACACCAUUCUACAAGUCUGAACCUGUACCUGAAUCUAAUGAUGGAGAUGUCAAAAUCGUUGUUGGGAAAAACCUAGAUCAGAUAGUUUUGGAUGAAUCAAAAGAUGUCCUUUUGGAGAUAUAUGCACCAUGGUGUGGGCAUUGUCAGUCACUGGAGCCUACUUACAACAAGCUAGGGAAGCAUCUCCGUGGCAUCAACUCCCUUGUAAUAGCCAAAAUGGAUGGCACUGCCAAUGAGCAUCCGCGAGCAAAGCCUGAUGGAUUCCCAACGAUCCUCUUUUAUCCAGCAGGAAAAAAAAGUUUUGAGCCUAUUACUUUUGAGGGGGACCGUACGGUGGUGGAGAUGUACAAGUUCAUCAAGAAUCAUGCUAGCAUCCCUUUCAAGCUGAAGCGCGCGGAUUCGUCAGCGACGACGAAGAAAACAGACAACAGUCAGAGCACAGCUUCGACUACGACUACGGGGAAGAGGAGCUCCGGUACAAAUUUGAAGGAUGAGUUGUAGGGCAUUGCAACAUCUUUGAUUAGCUAGCUCUAGUUAUUCUCUAUGUAUGUGGAGGAAUCCAGAGGUGGUUUCUACUUUCUAGAGAGACUUGGAUGUGCAUGUUGCCAUGUUGAGAUAGAUAAAUCGGAUCGAAUAAAAGCAAAUUUAAUGGCUUCGGUAUUCAA
Molecule: messenger RNA, 2035 nt
Organism: Oryza brachyantha (malo sina)
Lineage: Eukaryota; Viridiplantae; Streptophyta; Magnoliopsida; Poales; Poaceae
Product: protein disulfide isomerase-like 1-4
Exons: 12
Coding region: 165-1871 (568 amino acids)
Biological process (GO): protein folding; response to endoplasmic reticulum stress
Cellular component (GO): endoplasmic reticulum
Molecular function (GO): protein disulfide isomerase activity
Source: RefSeq, a predicted model, not a curated record